Messenger RNA from Trichobilharzia regenti, 1221 nucleotides. The record is from the annotation of a GenBank genome assembly. Lineage: Eukaryota; Metazoa; Platyhelminthes; Trematoda; Strigeidida; Schistosomatidae.
UGUCGAGGAAGGCGAUGGCUAGGCCAGACAUACAUAACACAUGUCCUAACCAUCUCAGCUGAUGUAGCUCCACAGCCUCGUCGAUUGAUUUCCCAUCCUUACCUAGCACUUAGAAGUGUUCUGCAUGAAAAUUAGUCUGCCUUUUACCACCCUUAUCUUUUCAUUUUAAAUGGCUUUACCCUAAACCAACUGAUAUCAAAACAUGUGUGUGGUCAAUUAGGUAAAAGAAGCUGUCUUUCUCCAAUUGUGGCUAUCCUUUUUUAUAUGUUAUCUAACUUUUAGACAGUCUGAUUUUUUUUGCUAACUCUUGUAAUUACUACUUUCAGGCUUUUCCUCAGAACGUAACAAUGAGUGUAGAAGAUCCAAAGCCAAUGGAUUGUUCUCCUAUCAAUAAUAAUAAUAAUGCUAAUCGAUUGUGUGCUAUAUGCCUAGAAAAUGAAUUCAAAUAUAAAUGUCCAAAAUGUGAAAUUAAAACUUGUAGCCUUUCUUGUUGUAAUAAUCAUAAAAGUCAAUUUAAUUGCAAUGGAAUCUGUGAUACGGUUACUUAUUGUCGACGAGAAAAUUAUUCUACAUUUCUUUUUCAAAGAGACUAUCGAUUGUUGGAAGAAAUUGACCGAAGGAAUGCUGAUAGAGAAAAACAGCUUUUGUCUCUGUCUCAUCGAAAUACUGGAAGAAUUCGAAAAAGAAAUCAGUUAGUAAAGUUGGCCAGAGAAUAUGGCAUUACUCUUCGACUCUCACCAACACUUAUCCUGUCGCGCACUAAAGUCAACCGAACUCGUAUCCAUAUACAAAAAGAUGAACCAAAAAGUAUAUUAUGGAGUGUAGAGUUUAAUCUUAUGCCAUUGCAGGCGGAUACAACUCCUGUUGUUGUUGUUUUUGAUCAAUCGAAAUCACUGCGACUGGUUGUACAUGAUCAAGAACAACAGACACGAUUGUGUAAUAUAUGGGAUGAUCAUGUGCUGAAUGUUUCCUCUGAAAAACAAGAUUCACUAAUCACCUAUUCACCUCCACGUUCACCGCCUUUUGGAAAGAUUUCAUCAUGGUUGCAUUGUGCAACAAAUCGAUCUAGUGAUCCUGCUAAUUCGAUGAAUAAAGUUUAUUUCUAUGUAAAAGUUCAAGAGAUUAGUGUUCCACAAAUCGACGAAGAUGUCAAGACAACACUAACUCGUCGAUAUAAAUAUGUGGAGAUAUUUACAACGAAUAGAUUGAUUAAUAUAUUAA